This is a messenger RNA of Leptonychotes weddellii (Weddell seal), 1603 nucleotides long. Its product is annotated as tubulin polyglutamylase complex subunit 2-like. Gene Ontology annotation, biological process: protein polyglutamylation. Lineage: Eukaryota; Metazoa; Chordata; Mammalia; Carnivora; Phocidae. The record is from RefSeq and is a predicted model, not a curated record.
ACACAGGACACGAGCCAUGGAGGAGAUGCUGCCCCUGGGCUGCAGCAAGCCGCACCUGGAGAAGCUGACCCUGGGGAUCACCCGCAUCCUAGAAUCUUCCCCAGAUGUGACAGAGGUGACUAUCAUAGAGAAACCACCUGCUGAAUGUCAUAUGAUUUCUUCAUGGGAACAAAAAAAUAACUGCAUGCUACCUGAGGAUGUGAAGAAUUUUAACCUGAUGACCAAUGGCUUCCACACGACAUGGAGUGUGAAGCUGGAUGAGCACACCAUUCCAUUGGGCAGCAUGGUGAUUAACAGCAUCGCAAAACUGACUCAACUCAACCAGUCUUCCGUGUAUUCACUCCCAAAUGCACCAACGCUGGCAGACAUGGAGGAUGAUGCACUUGAAGCCAGUGAGAACCAGCCAGAGAAGCCUCACUUUGAUUCUCGCAGUGUGAUAUUUGAGCUGGAUCCUUGCAAUGGGAAUGGGAAGGUUUGCGUUGUCUACAAAAGAGGGAAACCAGCGUUAGCGCAAGACGCCGAGAUCUGGUUCCUGGACAGAGCGUUAUACUGGCAUUUCCUCACCGAUUCCUUCACUGCUUACUGUCGCCUGCUCAUCACGCACCUGGGCCUGCCACAGUGGCAAUACGCCUUCACCAGCUACGGCAUCAGCCCACAGGCCAAGCAGUGGUUCAACAUGUAUAAACCCAUCACCUACAACACAGACCUACUUGCAGAAGAGACCAACUGCUUCGUGAACAAGCUGGAUCCCAGCAGAGUGUUCAAGAGCAAGAACAAGACCUUAAUCCCCAAAAAGAAAGGGCCAGUCCAGCCUGCAGCUGGCCAGAAAGGGCCCCCGGGUCCCCCCUCCACCUCUAAAUCCUCUUCUAGCCCUGGAAACCCUGUCCGGAAAUGAGCACCCCUACCUCCCCACCAGCCCUACAGCAACGAUUUCCAUGCACAGAUGGCCCAAGCCUCAGAUUCUGUGAGUGGCACCAUAGGCCUCUUCCCAUCUGCAUGAGCCAAAUCCUAGGCCUUUUACUCCCGUUGGCAUUAGCCAGGAGUUCAAGGGCAUACUCAGGUCUCCCCUAGAGUCCUUUCCUCAGCCCUUGCCUCUGAAAGCUGUGGAGAGUUUCAGAACUUGUUUAAGUAGUUAAAUAGAGCUGCUAAGAGCUUCCUCUCUUUCCACCCCCAACCAUCUACACCCCUCAGCAGUGAUCAGAGAAAUCCCCCGAAGAAACCACUGAUUUUGACCCAUGAGGCAUUAGAACUGUGCUGUUCAGUUGGUAAUCACUAGCCACAGGUGGCUGUAUAAAUUAAAAACUCAGUUCGUCAAUUGCAUUAGCCACAUUGUGAGUAUUCAUGUGGCUAAUAGCUUCUGUAUUCAACAACAGAGAUAACGGAACAUUUCCAUCAUCACAGAAAGUUCUGUUGGGCAGCACUGCAUUAGAAUAUUUUCAUGCUGCCCUUACUCAGAUCAGUUCAUUUUUGUUAGAGAAUGUGAGUACCUUAAUUUGAUGGGUCAUAAUGUUCCAUGGAAAUUCUUGAAGGUACAAUUGUGUAUGUUCUUUUUAUUUUUCAUAAUUCUCACUGGUCCUUUUCAGUUUCCUAUAAAAUUUGUUGU